This is a messenger RNA of Folsomia candida, 1352 nucleotides long. RefSeq names its product tereporin-Ca1. The coding region runs from base 153 to 836 and encodes 227 amino acids. The transcript is spliced from 3 exons. NCBI's taxonomy places the organism in Eukaryota, Metazoa, Arthropoda, Collembola, Entomobryomorpha, Isotomidae. The record is from RefSeq and is a predicted model, not a curated record.
CGCGAGCAGAGUUCAGUCUGACUUUGACGCUCGAUCAGCAAACUUGAAGCUACAAUAAAGCAUAAAAACCUUACUGCAAAUAAAAGUGCGAAAUCUGCUUGCAAAUAAUAAUCCAAAGUAAAAUAAAAGUUGUGCUAAAAACAGAAAAUAGAAUGGAAACUGUGCUUCCCAUCGUGAUUCCGGAGCAAGUGUCCCCACCACGGGGGAGAAAACAGGCCGUGACGAAAUCCCCCUCAUUCCUCACUACCACCUUCGCAGGUCACACCAUGUUCGGUGGAAGUUCGGCCGAACUUAUCUCGAAUGGGAUCAGGAGUAACAGAACGUGCACUAUUCAGAUCUCAAAUCAUUUAAGCGUUCCGUUAACACUUCCGCAUUUCCACUGCUUCGAUGGAGGUUUGUACUACCCACUCCCCGCAGUUAUCCAACCCGGUACGAGGGAGGCGUGCGUUUUCUCCAAAAAUCCAUCCUCUCCCCACGGCGUUAUUGGCGUGCUGACCUACCAAAUCGGUGACUCUCCGAGGCGCGUCGCGGUCAUGUUUUCCGUCGCGUACAACCAACUACAAUACCGAAACCACUUCGGAACCGCGAUCGUGACGGGUUUCGACUUGGAGAACUCGGCCCUUUUCACCCACUCGGAGGACGAAGAGGAGGACGAGGUCACGCUCCUGUUCGACAGGAUGUACCAGGACGCCGACUUUUACCAGCGGGGAGGUCGAGCCCACAGUUUAGCGAAUGAUGGCGUCCCCAUGUGGACGACGGAUGGGGCUUAUCAAAUCCGAGGGACGAUGAGCGACAGGGGCAAAGCCAUUGUCAAGCUCAACAUUUCCACAGCUUAAAAAGGAAAGUGGAACGGAAGAUGACAAACCACUUGAUAUUGUGUAUUUUGACCCUGGCCUGGCAAAUAAGACGUGAUCUGGCACAUAUCCCACCGGAAAUGGUAGCAGAUCGACUAGGUGUAGAACGCCCGGGUCGAUCGCAGUGAUACGUAUCGAUUGUGACUCGAGCAAUGAGAACGAAAACGAACUUAAAGUUUGGCAAGAAUUGUGGACAAAGUUUGUAAAGUUGUCGAGUUUUUAAAAAAUAUAUAUCGGCAAUCUACUAGAAUUUACUUAUUAUUCAUCAGAACAGAUAAGUAAUUUAUUUCAGACUUAAUUAAUACUAGAAAAAUGUUUGUGUAAUGGAUAAGAUUUUCGUACUCUAAUAAAUAAAAUAUUUAUAUAUGUACAUGUAAUUCUGAAAUUAUUAUUGAAUAGGUAAUAGUUUUGUAAAUUUAUUCGUAGACUGAUUUGAGGUUAUUUAUGUGAAGAAAUUAAAUAAAUUGGGGGGACACGCCUUCAUUUGUUUAACUGUAA